This is a messenger RNA of Colletotrichum scovillei, 1718 nucleotides long. RefSeq lists its product as uncharacterized. Gene Ontology annotation, molecular function: 5S rRNA binding. The record is from RefSeq and is a predicted model, not a curated record. Gene Ontology annotation, cellular component: nucleolus. Lineage: Eukaryota; Fungi; Ascomycota; Sordariomycetes; Glomerellales; Glomerellaceae. The transcript has 2 exons. Bases 292 to 1668 code for a protein of 458 amino acids. Gene Ontology annotation, biological process: rRNA processing; ribosomal large subunit assembly.
GAGGAGGCCAGCAAAGACGGGGGGACAUCACGUGCUGAUAAUCGAUAAGAAGGACCCCAUAUCCGAUAAGACAAAAAAAAAAAAGACCCUUGCUCGAAAAUUUCUGGACGGUCCAGGCCCCGCCGUUCCAGCUGGUGCAGAGUGCAGAUUCGACGACCAGCAAAUGGGCAAGGCGCAAAGAUCGACUUUUCGACAUCAGAAAUACCCCGGUGAUUCUCUUCAUCUUCUUUGCACAUACCUACCCAAACAACCCCCUCCAAGCCCGAAGUGUGAUUCGGCUACCUAUCCAACAUGCCCGUUCUUAAGCCCCUCUCGGGCGACGGCGAAGCUCCCCAGCAACGCAAGCAGCCCUCAAGAAAGGGAAAGAAGGCGUGGAGGAAGAACGUCGACGUCUCUGAGGUGCAAGAAGGUCUCGAUGAGUUGAACACACAGAUUAUCGCCGGUGGCGUCGUCGCAGAAAAGGAUUCGGCAGACCUCUUCACCCUCGACACAGUCGGCAAAGUCGAAAAGCGCCCCAAGCCAAAGAAGACGCUCAAGUCCGACGAGAUCCUCGCCGCCCGCUCCUCCGUCCCCGCCGUCUCCUCCCGCAAGCAGAAGCGCGACGCCGAAACCGCCCUCUCAAAGACCUCGGACGGCCUCCUCCCCGUCAAGCGCCUGCGCACCGAUUGGGUCUCUCACAAGGAACUGAGCCGCCUCCGCCGCGUCGCCGACGGCCACCAAGAAGAAUCCACCGCCCUCGUACCCCAGGAAGCGACCUACGACCUCUGGGGUGCCGCGCCGUCUGCCUCCUCCAAGGCCGUAGCAGCAGCAAGCAAGACCAGCAAAGACAACUUCCUCCCCGCCGAACAAAAAGCCAAGCCCCCCAAGACCCUCAAACACGCCCCCAUCUCCCUCACAGCCAGCGGCCGCCAGCUCCCCGCCGUCGUCAAGCCCACGGGCGGAUACUCCUACAACCCGACCUUUGACGACUACGCCGACCGCCUCGAAGAAGAGGGCGCCCGCGCCGUCGCCGCCGAAGAAGCCCGUCUCGCCGCCGAGGAAGCCGACCGCAUCAAGCGCGAGGCCGUCGCCAAGUCCGCCGCCGAGGCCGACGCCGCGGAAGCGCGCGCGCAGCUGUCCGAGUGGGACGAGGAUUCCGCGUGGGAAGGGUUCGAGAGCGGCGUCGAGGGGGACGACAAGCCCACGACCAAGAGACCCCAGCGCAAGACGCCGCAGCAGAGGAACCGGAUCAAGCGCCGCAAGGAGGCGGAGCGCGAGGCCAAGCACCAGCUCGCGCUGAAGAAGAAGGCGGCGCAGGCGGAGCGGAUCAAGGAGAUCGCGGCCGAGAUUGCGGGCCGCGACGCCUCCAAGAGCGCGUUGGCGCUGGCCAAGGAGGUGGGCGAGGGGAGCGACGCUGAUGACGACGAGGAGGAUAUCGUGGACGAGGGGCGGCUGCGGAGGAGACAGCUCGGCAAGAUGAAGUUGCCCGAGAAGGACCUGGAGCUGGUCCUGCCGGAUGAGCUGCAGGAUUCGCUGCGGUUGUUGAGGCCUGAGGGUAACCUGCUCAAGGACCGGUACCGUAGUCUGCUUGUCCGCGGCAAGGUGGAGUCGAGGAGACAUAUCCCGUUCAAGAAGCAGGCGAGGGCGAAGCUUACGGAGAAGUGGUCUUACAAGGACUUCAGGAUUUAGAAAAGUGGGUUUUGUUGUUAGAGGGUAUCAGAAUAAUCAUCAAAAGCGUG